Messenger RNA from Conger conger (European conger), 2741 nucleotides. It is a transcript of the gene vill, whose product is annotated as villin-like. The transcript is spliced from 19 exons. Gene Ontology annotation, cellular component: actin cytoskeleton; cytoplasm. The record is from RefSeq and is a predicted model, not a curated record. Gene Ontology annotation, biological process: actin polymerization or depolymerization; cytoskeleton organization; actin filament severing. Gene Ontology annotation, molecular function: phosphatidylinositol-4,5-bisphosphate binding; actin filament binding. NCBI's taxonomy places the organism in Eukaryota, Metazoa, Chordata, Actinopteri, Anguilliformes, Congridae.
AUGUCUCAAGAAACCCCAGAGGCCUUUAGAAAUGUCCGCAGCAAUCCUGGACUGCAGAUAUGGACCAUAAACAAUAUGGAGAUGGUCCCUGUUCCACGGGAGGCUUUUGGGAAUUUCUUUGAGGGCGAUUGUUAUAUUGUGCUGCAUGUAAGCAAUGACUCCGCUCACUCCAAGAACAUCCAUUAUUGGAUUGGGAACACCUCCUCGCAGGAUGAGCAAGGGGCAGCGGCCAUCUAUGUUACCCAGCUGGACGAGUUUCUGGGUGGCAGCCCCAUCCAGCACAGAGAGGUGCAGGGUUUUGAGUCCUCCAAAUUCCAGAGCUACUUUAAAAACGGCAUUGUCUACAAGAAAGGAGGGGUGGCGUCGGGUUUCCAGCACGUCGAGACGAACGUGUACAACAUCCUGCGUCUGCUGCAUAUUAAAGGCAGGAAGCGCGUCAGGGCUACAGAGGUGCCUGUCUCCUGGGACAGUUUCAACGCAGGCGACAUAUUCCUGCUGGACAUGGGAAAGGUGAUUGUGCAGUGGAAUGGCCCUCAAAGCAACAGAAGAGAGAAGCUAAAGGCAGUGCUCCUGGCCCAGGACAUCCGUGACAGGGAGCGGGGUGGGCGCGCUCAGAUCGGCGUGGUGGAGGGCGAGGAUGAGGGAUCCUCCCCGGAGCUGAUGAAGAUCAUGAGGGCUGUGCUUGGCCCGAGAGAUGGGAGGCUCAAAGAAGCCAUCCCAGACACCAAGCCAAGUGGCAGCCAGACUGGCGGUGUCAAGCUCUACAAUGUCUCUGAUGCCAGUGGCAGCCUGGUCGUCCAAGAGGUCGCUACACAGCCACUAACCCAGGAUCUGCUCCGCUCCACGGACUGCUAUAUUGUGGACCAGGGCGGGGCCAGCAUCGCGGUGUGGAAGGGGAAGGGAGCCUCCAGGGAGGAGCGGAGUGCAGCUUUGGGGAGGGCAGUGGGCUUCAUUAAGGCGAAGAACUACCCCUCCACCACCAAUGUAGAAGUGAUGGCUGAGGGUGGGGAGUCGGCCAUGUUUAAGCACCUCUUCAAGUCCUGGAGAGACAAGAACCAGGCUCAGGGCUUGGGCAGGACCUACUCUAUGGGAAAGAUUGCUAAGGUGAGCCAGGAGAAGUUUGACGUGAUGGAGCUCCACGCUCGCCCUGAGCUGGCCGCCCAGCAGCGCAUGGUGGACGAUGCCUCUGGAGAAGUGCAGGUGUGGCGUAUUGAGCACCUGGAGCUGCAGGAGCUUCACCCCAGCUCCUAUGGCCAGUUCUAUGGAGGAGACUGUUACCUGAUUCUCUACACCUACAAAAGGAGCAACCAGCUACAGUACAUCCUCUACAUGUGGCUGGGGCGCCAUGCCACCCAAGACGAGAUAACUGCGUGUGCGUACCAGGCCGUCAACGUGGAUAAUAAGUACAACGGGGCACCCGUCCAGGUCAGAGUUACCAUGGGCAAGGAGCCACGACACUUCAUGGCAAUUUUCAAGGGGAAGCUCAUCAUCUUUGAGGGUGGUACUGGACAACCUGGAGUGGCAAACCCUAUCUCCGGCAGUGCUAGGCUGUUCCAGAUGCGAGGGGCGCACGAGUUUGACACCAAGGCAACUGAGGUCCCAGCCCGCGCGUCUUCCCUCAACACCAACGACGUCUUCCUCCUGAACACAGACCGGGUCUGCUUCCUGUGGUAUGGGAAGGGCUGCAGUGGGGACGAGAGAGAGAUGGGAAAGUACGUGGCAGACGUCCUCACCAAGCAGGACAAGCAGGUGGUGAUGGAGGGACAGGAGCCAGCUGAGUUUUGGGUGGAGUUGGGGGGGAAGGCUCCGUACGCCAGUGAUAAAAGGUACAGAGCUGGUGCCGACGAUUUGUUCAGCUGAACAUUUCCACAUUGCAAGGAGCCAGCCCACAAUCCCCGGCUGUUUGAAUGCUCCAAUCAGACAGGCCGCUUCCUGAUGACAGAGGUGGAGGACUUCGCCCAGGAGGACCUGGAUGAGGAGGAUGUCAUGCUGCUUGACACUUGGGAAGAGCUCUUCCUGUGGAUUGGCAGGUCAGCCAACGAAUAUGAAGCCAAGGAGGCAUAUACCAGUACAGUGGAGUACCUAAAGACCCACCCAGCAGGCAGGGACGCAGGGACACCCUUAAUAACCGUGAAGCAGGGGUUUGAGCCUCCAACUUUCACCGGCUGGUUCAAUGCCUGGGACCCUCAUAAGUGGAGUGGUGGAAAUUCAUAUGAGGAAAUGAAAAACAAGCUUGGGGACAUGGCAUCUAUUUCACAGAUUACUGUUGUAAGAGGUCCGGUCACUUCCACGCUGAAUGUUUCGGGGCCGGGCUCAAGUGGGGCUAGUGCUCCCAGUAUGAGCCCCCAACUGCUGCUCAACAGGUCCCCAAAUGAGCUGCCUGAUGGAGGGGAUCCUAGCAAGCAGGAGGAAUACCUCUCGGAUGCAGAGUUUCAGGCCAGGAUCGGUUCUUCACGGAAGGAUUUCUAUCGCUUGCCUAAGUGGCGGCAAAAUCAGCUAAAGAAGUUAGCUGGGCUUUUCUGAGAACCAGGAGCGGCAUCCUUCCAGCCACUGCAGAUGCCUGCUAAUUUCUGCCUAUACGUUAGCAUAAGGUUAACCAACCCCGAUUUCAAAGAGCUAAGAGCCCAUUAAACAACCCUGUGAACAACAGACGGAAUCUAGACGUCUCGAAGGCUGGAAUUCUGGUACUGACACAUUUUAACAGACUCAUUUAUCCCCAAUUUCACUUAGGUUUCAGCUGC